Molecule: messenger RNA, 1121 nt
Organism: Brassica oleracea var. oleracea
Lineage: Eukaryota; Viridiplantae; Streptophyta; Magnoliopsida; Brassicales; Brassicaceae
Product: ABC transporter B family member 11-like
Exons: 5
Coding region: 166-996 (276 amino acids)
Biological process (GO): transmembrane transport
Cellular component (GO): membrane
Molecular function (GO): ABC-type transporter activity; ATP binding
Source: RefSeq, a predicted model, not a curated record
UGAAUCGUGACGGCGCCGGAGAAGGCGACUUCUGUUUCACACGAACCUUCAACUUCCAAAACUCCCAGAGAGGGAGGAGAAGAAGAGACAAAGAAGGAUGAAAAGGCGAAGACAGUUCCCUUCUACAAGCUAUUUGCAUUUGCGGAUUCAUAUGAUGUUCUCUUGAUGAUAUGUGGCUCAGUUGGAGCUAUGGGGAACGGUGUUGGUUUGCCUCUCAUGACAUUGUUGUUUGGUGAUCUCAUUGAUUCCUUUGGACAGAACCAGAACAACAAAGACAUCGUUGAUGUUAUCUCAAAGGUUUGUGUGAAAUUCGUCUACCUUGGACUUGGAACACUAGGAGCAGCCUUUCUUCAGGUGGCUUGUUGGAUGAUAACGGGAGAGAGACAAGCGGCGGCGAGGAUAAGAAAUAUGUAUCUGAAAACAAUUCUGAGACAAGACAUUGGAUUCUUCGAUGUGGAAACAAACACAGGGGAGGUUGUUGGUAGAAUGUCUGGAGAUACUGUUCUUAUCCAAGACGCCAUGGGUGAGAAGGUAGGGAAGUUUAUUCAGUUGAUAGCUACGUUCAUCGGUGGAUUUGCUUUAGCUUUUGCUAAAGGGUGGUUACUAACAUUGGUUAUGUUAACUUCAAUACCUCUCCUGGCAAUGGCUGGUGCAGCCAUGGCUAUUAUAGUCACUCGAGCUUCUUCUCAGGGACAAGCUGCUUAUGCCAAAGCAGCUACUGUUGUUGAACAGACUAUCGGUUCCAUCCGAACGGUUGCAUCAUUUACGAGAGAGAAAGAAGCGAUAAACAAGUACAAAAAGUUCAUAACAUCGGCGUACAAAUCAAGCAUACAACAAGGAUUCUCGACUGGUUUAGGACUGAGAAUAAUGUUAUUCGUGUUAUUCAGCAGCUAUGCUUUGGCUAUUUGGUUUGGUGGGAAGAUGAUUCUCGAAAAAGGCUAUACUGGUGGCGCUGUCAUCAACGUACUCAUCAUCUUCGUUGCCGGUGCCAUGUAAGUUAUUACUACACACUUACUUUCGGCUAGAAACUAGGGUUUCAUUUCUCUAUUUCUCGUCGAUUCGUAUUCUCCGGCGAACCAGUUUUCGCCGUAUCGUUUCCUUGUUUCUUUCCUCUUUGUAAC